UUUUUCCUUCCCUUUCUUUCUAAUUUGUCUCUUCGUUUUCCAAUUCUAUAUAUGUGUGCAUGCUUGCCCAGAUAAACACUUCACAUCUAGCAAGCAAUAACAGGAAGAAAAUAAAAUCAGUUUCCUCCAUCUUCUUCUUCCUCCUUCAUCUUCUUCGUUUUCUGAGUUUUUUUUGGUCAUGGGGAGGGGGAGGGUUCAGUUGAAGAGGAUCGAGAACAAGAUCAACAGGCAGGUCACUUUCUCCAAGAGGAGAGCCGGGUUGUUGAAGAAAGCUUAUGAGAUCUCCAUUUUGUGCGAUGCUGAGGUCGCUCUGAUCGUCUUCUCCCACAAAGGGAAGCUCUUUGAAUACUCCAGUGAUUCCAGCAUGGAGAGGAUCCUUGAACGUUAUGAAAGGUAUUCGUAUGCAGAGGGACAGCUUGUUGCAUCUGAGUCUGAUCCUCAGGGCAACUGGUCCAUGGACUACAAUAGGCUCAAGGCUAAGGUUGAGCUCUUGCAGAGAAAUCACAGGCAUUACAUGGGAGAAGAAUUGGACUCACUGAGUCUCAAGGAGCUGCAGAAUUUGGAGCAGCAGCUUGAUACUGCUCUUAAGCUUAUUCGUUCGAAAAAAAACCAACUCAUGUAUGAGUCAAUCUCUGAGCUUCAAAGAAAGGAGAAGGCAAUACAGGAGCAAAACACCAUGCUAGCAAAGCAGAUCAAGGAGAGGGAGGAGACAGUCGCGCAGCAGCAGCAGUCACAGUGGGGGCAGCAAAACCAUGGCCUCAACUCAUCAUCCUUUCUACUGCCACAGCCUCCGCCCUGUCUGAAUAUCGGCGGCACAUACCAGGAAGAAGCAACAGAAAUGAGGAGGAAUGAACUUGAUCUUACUCUGGAACCUAUUUAUUCAUGCCAUCUGGGAUGCUUUGCUGGUUGAAAAUCGGUACAGUUUCAUCAAUGCUUUCGAGUUUAUGUUAAUAUGAACAUAGAUCCAUGCAAAGGAUGAGAAAGAAGACUCAUGCCUUUUAUGUCUACAUUGAUUUAACAUAUAUAUAUAUAUAUAUAUAUAUAUGUGGACGAUAAGUGUAUAUCUGGAUCUUGUAUUUCUGUCGUUAUCAGUUGCAGCCUAUCAC
Hibiscus syriacus is the source of this 1106-nucleotide messenger RNA. Its product is annotated as agamous-like MADS-box protein AP1. Gene Ontology annotation, biological process: positive regulation of transcription by RNA polymerase II. The coding region runs from base 179 to 910 and encodes 243 amino acids. Gene Ontology annotation, molecular function: DNA-binding transcription factor activity, RNA polymerase II-specific; RNA polymerase II cis-regulatory region sequence-specific DNA binding; protein dimerization activity. The transcript has 8 exons. The record is from RefSeq and is a predicted model, not a curated record. Gene Ontology annotation, cellular component: nucleus. NCBI's taxonomy places the organism in Eukaryota, Viridiplantae, Streptophyta, Magnoliopsida, Malvales, Malvaceae.